GUCAGAGAAAGUUGAUAUAUAUUUUUUAAAGCCUCAUCAUGAUUUGCAUGCCUGCUCUCAACUUAUUCUUCUACAACGGCCUGAUGGUCUACAUAGCCAGAGAAAUAAUACGCAUUAUUAAGGUUCCAACAACCAAUGUGAGUGGUUGGCACCAGAUCCCCAUUAUCGGCUGGUUCUUCUCUCCUCAUCCACCGGAUAAAGAUAAUGAAUUCUUGGACUACCAGGAGUUCGACGACGUCUUAUGGAACCUGAAUCUAUAUGUGAACGGCCUGCUGCUGCUGCCAGCACUCUGCCAGAUCCAUCACUUCAGCGUGCUGGUGGCCGGAAUUCUGAUGUGGAACUUCUACGUGUAUCAGCGCCUAUUCGCUUUCUUCCUGAGGCUCGCUUGGUACUUGUCGUAUAGCGACCUCUGCUGGGCCUACUACGGACCUCUGGUCAUGUUGGGACUUCUUCUGAACACACUUCACUUGGGUCUGAUCGUCGGAACAAUGAAGUGGCAGGCGGAGUACCUCGAAGAGCUCCAGCCACAGCCAAGGCCGGCGGUUGGGUCGCAUUCCCCUCCUCGACAGGAGCAGCGUCUCGGAGCGGAGGUAAUAGAGGCGAUUGGCGAUUGCCUUGAACGUUAAGUUCGGUGAAAACUGAAAACGAACGCCGGAGCUUAAGUUCAGCCGCCUUUAACUGGGUCGCCAUCAGUCAGGGGCUUAACCUUGCCGCAUCUACAAAUACUGGGUCGUCGGUUCAACUAAUAAAUAUGCCAGAAAACACCAGA
This is a messenger RNA of Drosophila rhopaloa, 769 nucleotides long. RefSeq lists its product as uncharacterized. The record is from RefSeq and is a predicted model, not a curated record. The transcript is spliced from 3 exons. Bases 39 to 626 code for a protein of 195 amino acids. Lineage: Eukaryota; Metazoa; Arthropoda; Insecta; Diptera; Drosophilidae.